AUGACCGAUUCUGAUGCUGAGAUCCCUGCUGAUUUUGCGAACCAGUUGGAACAGUGUACAGUAGUCCGUGGUCGCUUUAGAAAGCAGAUUGGCUGGCUGCAGUGGCCGGUAUCUGCUGAAAAUGUUUUGGGUGAUGAGGAAAAUGGGGAAGUUGAACAGCACCCCGUUUGCACCAAGAGUUUGGAAAUGAAUGUAGAUGCUGUGCGGGCGAUGGUGGAACACUAUCAUGGAGACUUUGUGGAUAUCAGCACCCUGUCCGCUGAGGACCCGCGCGUGAGAGACCUGUUUCAGUUGAUCCAACAGACUCGAGAUGAUUGGGCUUUCGCGGAUGGUGAUGCAGAGAGCCCCUGUCCCAUCAAUCUUAAGGGGGAGGUCCAUGGUGAUUCAGACUACUAUGAAGAUGAUGAACAGGAAAAACGUGUCAAAGAAGAUCCACCCAAACCCAAACACAAGAUGGAGAGGAAAAAUGCCAACGCAUCCCUCGAAAGGAGCCGCUCUGACUUGUCCGAGGCAACUCUGAGCCCACCCAAUGCUCUCUUGAAAGGUAUGGGCUUCAAUGUGCACAUGACUCCAGAGCAAGAAGCCGAGUUGCAUGAGAUUCUCAUGGCUAUCAAUCAGCUGGAUCCAGACCCAGACAAUAAGUCUUAUCCUGAGAGUGCUGCUUGUCCUGCCUUGCCACCAGCUGAAGAUCCUUCCAAGGCAAAAGUUGCAAUCUUUUGCAGCAAUUUGGACACGCAACCGCUGGAGAGCCCGCCCAGCCCUUUGGAGACCGAACGUCCAGAGACCACAGCUUUGACUGAGACCGAUGCAGCCAAUCAGGUGGAACGGCCGAAGGUGACCCCCACGAUGCAGCAUGCAAAAAGGAGCAGCAAACGUGCCACUAUGAGGAAAGGUCGUAAGGCAAAGAAAGGUGGUAAGGCAAAGAAAGGUGGCAAGGCAAAGAAAGGUGAGGCAAAGACUGGCAAAGAAAAGAAUGGCAAACAUGCAAAGAAAUCAAAGAAUGCAGAUGCCAUGGCUGACAAACCAACAGAAGGCCGACGCCGCAGCAGCAAGUCGGGAAAAUCCAAAGAAACCAAGACAAAGAGCAAGACUGAGAGAAAGCCAAAGGAUGCAAAAGACCCGACCAAUAGGAAAACACCUACAAAGACUGUCGAACCCAGUGGCCACAGCAAGGUCUAUCAGGACCGCAUUGACUUGGGCGAGGGGAAGUGGCGGUAUGAGGUUCUCGAAAACCAAGUCUUCGGAUGCAGCAAUUGCCGUUUCAUUUUCAAUGGGUGCAAGGUGUGCCGCAACCCGAAUUUCAGGGGCCGUUCAGCAGGUGAUGUGAGGCUUGAGCAAGGGCACUCAUUUAAUGAGUCCACUGCGGAGGACCUUCCUGUUCCAAAUGAUGUCCCACCCUUCCUUUCCAAAACAAAACGCAAGAAGACGGACAAGAAGACCACGGACAACAGUCCAGCAUCGAAGUCGAAAAAGUGA
Cladocopium goreaui is the source of this 1476-nucleotide messenger RNA. The record is from the annotation of a GenBank genome assembly. NCBI's taxonomy places the organism in Eukaryota, Dinophyceae, Suessiales, Symbiodiniaceae.